GCGGCCUCUCCUCCCUCCCGCCCCGGCCCUCCCCUCCCCGCCCCACCCCGCCCGGCCCGGCUCGGCCCGCCGCCCGCCAUGCCGCACGCCUUCAAGCCCGGGGACCUGGUGUUCGCCAAGAUGAAGGGCUACCCGCACUGGCCGGCCCGGAUUGACGACAUUGCAGAUGGGGCAGUAAAACCACCCCCCAACAAGUACCCCAUCUUCUUCUUUGGCACUCAUGAAACAGCCUUCCUGGGACCCAAGGACUUGUUCCCCUAUGAAAAAUACAAGGACAAGUAUGGGAAACCCAACAAGAGAAAAGGUUUCAAUGAAGGCCUGUGGGAGAUCCAGAAUAACCCCCAUGCCAGUUACAGUGCUCCACCGCCCGUGAGUUCUUCUGACAGUGAAGUCCCUGAGAAUGAUCCUAUGGCAGGAAGUGACAUGGAAGAUGAGGCAGGGCUCAUGGCUGUUGCAUCAGUGACAGCAGCGAGUGCCAGCGAGAAGAUGGAAAGUGAUGAAGAGUCUGACAAGGGCAGUGAACACAGUGGGAUAAAGCGGAAAGCACCACCAUUGAAAAUGCCAGUGUCUAAACGGGCACGACAAGCUUCCAGUGACCUAGACCUGGCCAGUGCAUCUCCUUCAGAAGAUGAAAACUCAGAAAGCUCAUCAGAAUCAGAAAAGAACAGUGAUCAGGAUUUCACUCCAGAGAAGAAAACCGUGGCCCGGGCCCCACGGAGGGGCCCAGUGGGAGGAAGGAAAAAAAAGGUGAAGGUAGACUCUGCUUCUGACUCUGACUCCAAGGCCGAUUCAGAAGAAGCUCAUAACAAAUCGAUGGGUGCGACAAAAUCAGACUCCGACUCGGACUCGGACUCGGACUCUGACGUCUCUGUCAAGAAGCCUCUCCGUGGCAGAAAACCAGCUGAGAAGCCCCCUCCAAAACCUCGUGGAAGAAAACCAAAGGUGGAACGUGUUCCCAGCAGCUCCAGCAGUGACAGUGACAGUGAUAGCGAAGUGGACCGCAUCAGUGAAUGGAAGCGAAGAGAUGAGGAGCGGCGUCGGGAGCUGGAAGAGAAACGGAAGCGGGAGCAGGAAGAGGAGCUGCGCCGACUGCGGGAACAAGAGAAGGAGGAAAAAGAGCGGAAGAAAGAAAAGGUCGAGAGGGAUGAGACGCACCCCAACAGCGACAGCAGUGAGCCUGAGCUCAAAGAUGAGGAACCCAUCAAGAAGAGGGGCAAGAAAGGUCGUGGCCGAGCCCCUUCAUCUUCUGACUCAGAGCCAGAGCCGGAGAAGGAGGUGAAGAAGCCGGCGAAGAAGCCACAGUCUCAGUCCUUAGAGCCAUCGAAGAAACCGAACCAGAAGGAGAAAAGAAGCCGCCCUGAGGAGAAGUCCCGAGCCAAGCCUGUGAAAGUGGAGCGAGCCAGGAAGAAGUCGGAGGUGCUUCCAGAGAGGAGGGUUGAGAAGAAGAAAGAGCCGUCUGUGGAAGAGAGGCUGCAGAAGUUGCACAGUGAGAUCAAGUUUGCACUGAAGGUUGACAAUCCGGAUAUAAAAAGAUGCCUCAGUGCUCUGGAGGAGCUGGGGACCCUGCAGGUGACCUCCCAGAUCCUCCAGAAGAACACAGAUGUGGUAGCCACAUUAAAAAAGAUUCGCCGUUAUAAAGCCAACCAGGAAGUGAUGGAGAAAGCAGCAGAAGUUUACACUAGGCUCAAAUCAAGGGUCCUGGGACCAAAGGUUGAAGCAAACCAGAAAGCUAAUAAACCUGCCUUGGAGAAGGUCAAAGCAGAGGUGGAGAAGAGUGAAGAUCAGUUGGCAGGAGGGGAGGCCCCCAAGGAGAAGACAGAGGAGGAGCCCAGUGCUGAUCUCUCAGCUCCGGUAAAUGGUGAGUCCACAACCCAGAAGGGGGAGAGUGGUGAAGACAAAGAACAAGAGGAGGGACAGAAUAUGGAAGAGGGGCAAAGAUGUGGCUCAUCUGAAGAUCUGCACAACGACAACAUUCAAGAGGAUCCACAACUGGACAGGCCAGGGAACGACCGACAGGAAAGAGAGAGGGUUCGGAUGGACUCGGAGUCCCUUGAUGAGGAGAGCUGAGGUCCUGGGGCGUGCUGCUCCUGGCCUCUGCCUGGCCCUGGGUUUGAACCCCUUCACUAAGUUACACAGUAGAUGAUGUAUAGGUCUUGUUCCCCUCCUGUCCCCAGCCUCCUGGGAAAGCUGAGAACUUUGGGGAGACGCUGUGCUCUUCAGUUGUAUUUGUCCCCUGGGUUUUUUCCCUCACCUAAUUUCUGUGAUUUCAAAACAACAUGAAAUGAAUAUAAAGGGUUUUUUUUUAAUGAAAAAAAAUUCAUUUUUAUUGGCUUGGUUUUCUAAUGUUGUUGGCUGCAGUGGAGACUGAAGCUGAGAGCUUGGCCAGUUUGGUGCGGGACAGGAGAAGCAGCACUGCCCCCAUUAGCAGUGGACGGCAGCUUUGAACCGGCAGUGUUUCCAGCCUAGAGCCUGGCAGAGGUGACUGAAACAGGACUGGGGACAGGAGCCUGUGAUCUAGGGGCCUGAGACUGCGGGGCUUGGAUUCCCUGGCUCUGCUCACAGUUGGAAAAGUUCAUCUUCACAAAAAAAGAAGAAAGAAAAUAAAAAUCUAAACUUGAUGGCUCAAAUGAGGCUGUGGUUUGAAUCUUCUCCCACUGAACGGCCCAGUGGCCAGGCCAGCCAAUGUCAGCCUUUGGGCAGAUCUCGGGGACCGAGCUGCAUAGGACAUGCAGAGCACGAACCACUGCUCUUGGACUCAGCCUUACUUUUCAGGUGGAGCCCCAGGCCACUAUGUUGUAGUAUUAAAGGGGGAGAUUAGGCCUGGGGGGAAUGCCGUUGUGAGCCUCUGAGGCUCUUGGAGCCAAAUGCUGAGUGAGGGGACAUUGGGCCCCUCGAUGUAAAGACUGGAGCUGUUUCCUGUCCGCCAGGAUGGAGGCGGGGGUGCCUCUACCUGCAGAGAUCUGGGUCACGACACUUGGCAGGACGCGCGACCCGAGCCAGGGGCUCCUCUUCACAGCCCCGGACGCCAGCUUGGGUUUGUAACCUAGGCCCAGAAGGCUUGUGGCAGGUAGUUCCUUUCAGCUGUUCUUCCUCCUGCCUGUGGUAGGUGAGGGGGCCUGGGGCUUAGUGAAUGAAUUCCAUGCUGCUGGGGGAAGGUAUUUUCUGGAAGCCAGCUCCAUAAUGAGGAAGGAUUUAGCUGGAAUGGAGGUCUGAUUGCCGGGUGGAUCUAUGGGGACAGUGGGGUGUGCCAGUGACAGGCUUGAACUUAGGGCCGUUUUGCCCUACUUGAAGUUGGGAGUGUGUAUGUUGGGGCAGAAAAGGGGAAAUAGUAAGGCCUGCCACUGAGAAGGUGUGUGAGAGGUUAUUUGCAGGGCACAGAUGAAACAUCCCAAGCAGUACCACCUGCUUGUUCAUCUAACUCCUUUCAUGCUGGGUGCCAGCUUCCCCAGCUUUGCUGUGCCAGUUUUCUCCUAGGUCCCAUCCAGCUCCAGGUAACUCGAGCAGGUAAACGUGGCUUUAGGUGGCAGAUUCUCCUGUUCAUCUCUCAGGAGCUCAGAGGAUUUAACCAGAUCCCUUUUAAUCUCCUCAGUAGCCCUAGAAGCAGGAAGACUGGAAUGGACUAAAAUCCAUCUCCCUGCAGGGGACACUGAGGUUAGGGGCACCAGAUUUGUUAAAAGGUGCUUCUGUACCUGUUAAUGGGGCAACUUAACAGGGCCCAGGACAGUACAUUCUGCACUAGUUAGCUGCCUCUGGCCUGAGCAGUGUUUGAAGAUUUAGCAGAGAAAUUAAUGAAGCUUCUCUGCCUAUUAACAUUGCAGCUCAUCCAGGAGGGUCACACUGAGGUUGAAUUGGAGGUGGGAAGCGCAAGUUAUUAGCACAAAGCUUUCUCCAGGAGGAUCCUUCCCCAAGGGAAGAUUAAGCAUACCUGUCUCUUGUUGGUUCUGGAUCCCCUUCUGGGAAUCAGUUGACUCAGCUCUUGCAGCCCCUGUUGGCAGAGGUGUGUAACCUGUGUCAUUGAUAUUUAGGAAGAUGGGGCCAGUCAGAAGAGGGAGCUUCACCUCCAGGGGGGUUGGGGAGGGGGCAUGAGCUUGAGCUGCUAAGCAAUGAGCAGAAUAAGCGUGAAGUUCCUUACCUGGUAAACAAAACCUGUUUAAAUGAUGGCACCUGUGGAGAUUUGGGUAGCCUCAGCACUCAUUUUGUAGCCCUAUGGCACAAGUCCACAGGACAGACUGAGAAAUCUGACUAGACAGCCUGGAGGAGACAGGAUGAGUGGAAUCCAUGUACUAGGCAGGACCAGAGAGGUUAGGGGGACCCUCUGUGAUGACCCUCUAGCCCCUCAGGAAGGGCAACAUCAAAUCCAUGCUCUUGUGGUCAACACUCAGGGAUUAUUUUGAAUGUUUUGAAGGAGACCCACCCUGAAGGUCACUA
Molecule: messenger RNA, 4428 nt
Organism: Dromiciops gliroides (monito del monte)
Lineage: Eukaryota; Metazoa; Chordata; Mammalia; Microbiotheria; Microbiotheriidae
Gene: HDGFL2
Product: HDGF like 2
Exons: 16
Coding region: 79-2067 (662 amino acids)
Biological process (GO): regulation of transcription by RNA polymerase II
Cellular component (GO): nucleus
Molecular function (GO): double-stranded DNA binding; transcription coregulator activity
Source: RefSeq, a predicted model, not a curated record